AUGCCGUUUCAUGUGAAAAUCCAACCGAUCGACUCCGGUGUACCGGAAAAUCAUCUACCAUUCCCGGAGACGAUGAAGCAAAUGCCGAAAUCGCGGCUGAAGCGUCUCUUCGAGCGUCAGUUCAGUAUAAAGAACACGUCGGAGAAAUUUACCGCCGGCGAGUUUGAGGCACCGCUUUCGAGAGGCAACUCGGGGGAUUUCGAGCCGAGCUCCGUCUGCUUGGCGAAGAUGGUUCAAAACUUCAUCGAGGAUAACAACAACGGCGAGAAACAGCGGUGUGGCCGUCGCCGAUGCAACUGCUUUACUGGAAGUGGCACGGAGAGCUCAGACGAUGAAUCUGAAUGGUCCGAUGGCCUGAAAUGUUACUCCGGUGAAGCAUGUGAAAUCCUCAAGAAUUUGGUCCUUUGUACAAGCGUCCAUGAGAGGAAUCUACAUGACGACGUAACUAAGAUUGUGGAAACAAGCAGAAAUUGCAGUGGCAAAGACGGAACUUGCUUAAAAACUGUGGCUAAUGGGUUAGUGAGCUUAGGCUACGAUGCGGCUAUUUGCAGAUGUCGCUGGGAGAAGUCACCUUCUUGUCCUUCUGGGGAAUAUGAGUAUGUGGAUGUGGUAGUCGAAGGUGAAAGACUGUUGAUCGACGUGGAUUUCAAAUCCAAAUUCGAGAUUGCUCGUGCGACGAAGACGUACAAGUCGAUCCUGCAAACUCUGCCUUACGUAUUUGUGGGGAGAGAGGAUCGGUUGCAGAGGAUCAUCAUCCUUGCAUGUAAAGCCGCGAAGCAGAGCUUGAAGAAGAAAGGACUUCAUGUGCCGCCAUGGAGGAGAGCAGAGUAUGUUAAAUCGAAGUGGAUGUCUCCUUAUGUUCGUGUAGAUGGCGAAGAAGACAAGCAGGAACGAGUAGAUAUGUUAACUAGAUCGGUAGGUGCCAUAGUCUUUGGUGUUUGA
Molecule: messenger RNA, 942 nt
Organism: Microthlaspi erraticum
Lineage: Eukaryota; Viridiplantae; Streptophyta; Magnoliopsida; Brassicales; Brassicaceae
Source: the annotation of a GenBank genome assembly